AUGGAAAGUAAAAUUAUUACGGCCAUUUUUUGUAUAUUUUUUGUGAAAUGUGUAUGUGUUGAAUCUUUUUGCCCGUCUCAAUGCCAGUGUUCCAAUAUUUCUGCUAUCUGCCGUCCAGUAAUAAGCAGAUUCCCGUCUGCUCUACCAGCAGAAAUUAACAAUUUACACCUAAGCGGUACUUUUACCUCUAAAAACAAUUUACCAUCUAUUGAACGUGCUUCGUUUUCGUCUUUACUGAAUUUGGAAAGGCUUUAUAUUGCUUUUAGCAAUGUGGAAUCCAUUGCAGAUGGCUCUUUACCGUCAUCAUUGAUUACACUGGACCUUUCCUCCGAUAAACUUGGUGAAAUUUCGGAAAACACAUUUAAAGGAUUGAGAUUGCUUAAAACAUUGCAUUUGUCUGGAAAUAACGGAACUGAAAUAGCUCUCUCGGCUUUCAAGGAUUUGACCCAUCUGACAGAACUAUACCUCGCAGAAAUGGGUUUGACAAAGCUGGAUAAACGCCUGCUUAAUCCUUUAGGUAUGUUGAAGACUUUAGAUCUUCACGGAAACAAUAUCAAACGCAUAGAUUGGAGUUUUACCACGACCAGUAAUAACCUAGCGUACAUAGAUAUAUCUGGGAAUUUGUUCACCGAACUAUCAAAUUCAAGCAUGUUACCAUUGCCUAAACUUAAAACUCUGCGUUUAGACAGUAAUGAAUGGCAUUGCAGUUGAGCUUUAGAAUGGGUAAAAGUACUUCCAAGUCCGAUGCCAGAAUCUGUAGUAUGUACCUCACCAAAGUCUUUGCAGUAUUAUUCAAUUGUGAAUGCUCCAUCUUCACAGUUAAUAUGUGUACCUGCAUCUGUUAGCUGUACAUCAUCUUCGUUUACCGGUAAAUAUCACACUCAGCUGGAGAUUUCAUGCACAUUUGGAGGGGAUCCUUUUCCAGAUAUCAUCUUUACAAGACCGGAUGGAACAGCACUGAAAUAUUAUAACUACAAUGAAACAAAUUAUGUCGUGUCUGAAACCGGUGUCCUUACAAUAAAGUCUCUGGAUGUUGUGGACGAUGGAAAAUGGACGCUAAAGGCCAAUAACGUGAAAAAAGAGAACGAUGUGAGUCUGACUGUGACUGUGACCGACAUCCCGACAACCACCACAACAACCACAACAACUCCCACUACCACCAUUCCUACCACCACCACCACCACUCCUACAACGACCACCACUACCACUACAACUACCACUACUACUAAAACCACCACUCCUACCACCACAUUUGCCACUCCUACCAACACCACAGAACUGUCUACGUCUAUUACAACUACAACCACCUUUUCUGCAGCAACAAAUACAAGACAACAAAAUGAAGCUGUCAACAAGACUAAACCGAUGGAUAUAAAUAACAUUAUUUACGGGUUGAUAGGAGUGGUCUUAGGAUGUUCUGUUUUUAUUCUGAUAAUCUGUUUCAAAAUGUACUACUGCACAAAAAAGAAAGAAAGAUCUAACGAAAAUCAAACCCUUGUUGAAAAUAUCAGGAUGUGGAUUUCCAGAAAGUUUCAAAGAGUACACAACAUUAACUUCACCGGAAAUUGA
Messenger RNA from Saccostrea echinata, 1569 nucleotides. Its product is annotated as leucine-rich repeat-containing protein 24-like. The transcript has a single exon. Gene Ontology annotation, cellular component: plasma membrane. Gene Ontology annotation, molecular function: protein binding. The record is from RefSeq and is a predicted model, not a curated record. NCBI's taxonomy places the organism in Eukaryota, Metazoa, Mollusca, Bivalvia, Ostreida, Ostreidae.